AUGCGUACGAUCAACUCGCGAAGUACUUUAAGGAGCUCAACGUGGAUGUUCUGGCUGAAGAAUGCGGGCUAUCCUUUCAUCGGCGGCGUUGAAGAUACAAGUGAGAUUGAAGUCCGCGAUGAAAGGGAAGUGAACUUCUAUGGGACUCUUCGCGCUGUUCGAGCCUGUCUGCCGGUCACGCGUGCAAGAGGCUCUGAACAUAUCAUUCUCAUCAGCCACGGCGCCCGAAUGAAUAGCUUCAUAGCGCGUCCUGGACGAGAGACCUAUUCGGCUAGUAAAUUUGCCAUAGAGGCUGUUCACGAGUCGCUUUCCCCCGAAAUCAAGACUCUCGGUGUCAAAGUCCUGAUUGAGGAACCUGGUUCCUUUUGUACCCCCUUUUCGAGCCGCAUCGUUAACCCUUCUCAAAUUUGGGAAUGGCUUCAGCGACGGCUAUAA
Molecule: messenger RNA, 435 nt
Organism: Aspergillus alliaceus
Lineage: Eukaryota; Fungi; Ascomycota; Eurotiomycetes; Eurotiales; Aspergillaceae
Exons: 3
Coding region: 1-435 (144 amino acids)
Source: RefSeq, a predicted model, not a curated record